Babjeviella inositovora NRRL Y-12698 is the source of this 1550-nucleotide messenger RNA. It is a transcript of the gene VCX1, whose product is annotated as Vcx1p. The transcript has a single exon. Gene Ontology annotation, molecular function: calcium:proton antiporter activity. Gene Ontology annotation, biological process: calcium ion transmembrane transport; intracellular calcium ion homeostasis. The record is from RefSeq and is a predicted model, not a curated record. Bases 155 to 1408 code for a protein of 417 amino acids. Gene Ontology annotation, cellular component: fungal-type vacuole membrane. NCBI's taxonomy places the organism in Eukaryota, Fungi, Ascomycota, Pichiomycetes, Serinales.
UGAAACGAGGGCCUUAAUGCAUGUUCUCCAAAGUUUUCGGGAACCUGCGGUACGGGUGCUACAGCUAGUUCCUCUCCGCAAUCACAACCAAUAUUUAUUCAACGUUUGCUGCAAGUUCUUGCUCUUUUCCUCCUUAUUGUCACUAUUUUACAAUAUGGCUUCUACCGUGGUGUCUCAGACCGUUAAGUCGGUCAAGUUGACGUUUACGUCCUCCCCUAUCACCUUCCUCCUUGCUGUUGUUCCCGUUGGUCUCGUCGCCGGCAACUUGGGCUGGUCGUCCAACCUUGUUUUCUGGGUCAACUUCGUUGGAAUCAUCCCGUUGGCCUCGGUACUUGCGUUUGCCACUGAGGAAUUGGCAGAACACGUAGGUCAAACCCUCGGUGGGUUGUUGAACGCCACCUUUGGUAACGCCGUCGAAUUGAUUGUCUCCAUCAUUGCUCUCAGACAAAACCAGGUCAGAAUCGUGCAGGCCUCGAUGUUGGGGAGUAUCUUGUCUAACUCCUUGUUGGUUUUGGGCUGCUGUUUCAUUGCUGGUGGGUACAACCGUUUGCAGCAGGUCUUCAACCAAACCGCCGCCCAGACCAUGUCCUCUUUGAUGGCUUUGGCCACCGCUGGUUUAUUGAUCCCCGCUGCCUUCCACGCUUCCUUGCCAACCCCACAGCCGGGUAAGGGUUUACUUGAUCGCUCCCUCAUAAGCACCUUGGAAUUCCCGGUUCCGGGGACGUCCGACGACCAAGUCUUGGCUUUGUCCAGAGGGACCUCUAUUAUCUUGUUGGUGGUGUACGUCUUGUUCUUAAUUUUCCAGUUGGGGACCCACAAGUCGAUCUUUGAGCAGCAAAACACCGAGCUAGACAACACAAUCACCGAAAUUGCCCAGCAAACCAGGGGCGUGCAGUUGCCAACUGACGAAGCCGACGCUUCUGAGGAGAGCGAGCACUUGUCUCUUAUCGCUUCGUUGAUUGUUUUGUUCUUGACCACCAUCGUUGUGUCUUUUGCUGCUGACUUCUUGGUUGGCUCCAUCGACGAUCUCGUGGCAAACAGUGGCCUUUCCAAGACCUUCAUUGGUCUUAUUGUGAUCCCCAUCGUUGGUAAUGCGGCUGAACAUGUCACCGCCGUUGUGGUGGCGGUCAAGGACAAGAUGGACUUGUCUAUCGGCGUUGCCAUCGGCUCCUCGUUGCAGAUCGCUUUGUUUGUCACUCCGUUCAUGGUUUUGGUCGGUUGGGCCGUCGAUGUUCCAAUGUCCUUGUACUUUAGCACCUUCGAGACCGCAGUUUUGUUCAUGUCUGUUUUCAUCUCCAAUAUUGUCAUCUUGGACGGUGAGUCCAACUGGUUGGAAGGCGCCAUGUUGUUGUGCACCUACCUCAUUAUCGCCUUGGCGUUCUUCUACUACCCAGACAGCGCUCUUUAGAUGCGUUUAAAUUAAACUAUUUAAAUAAAAUACAAUCCUAUAGGUGUCAGUAGUAUAUCAUAUCGGUAUGAAAGGAAGAAGGGAUGUCCAUGGUACGGUGUCAAUGGGGGACCUGAUUUAGUAUAUUCUGAAUAGAAAUAUG